This is a messenger RNA of Pieris brassicae (large cabbage white), 7671 nucleotides long. RefSeq names its product 1-phosphatidylinositol 4,5-bisphosphate phosphodiesterase classes I and II (gene Plc21C). The transcript is spliced from 21 exons. Bases 256 to 3624 code for a protein of 1122 amino acids. Gene Ontology annotation, biological process: phosphatidylinositol-mediated signaling; lipid metabolic process. Gene Ontology annotation, molecular function: phosphatidylinositol-4,5-bisphosphate phospholipase C activity; calcium ion binding. NCBI's taxonomy places the organism in Eukaryota, Metazoa, Arthropoda, Insecta, Lepidoptera, Pieridae. The record is from RefSeq and is a predicted model, not a curated record.
GGUUGUCGUGACUCGUCCGAGAGGCGAGAUGUGGGCAUUAUUCGUUGUUUCUUAGCGAUGCGCGAACUCUAAGAAUAUUUGCUAAGUAUUCAAGGAUAAUUCGUUUUUAUCUAUUAAACGGUUAAGUUUGUAACGUGUAAGUUUGUGUUCCGUGCCUUUAGCUUAUGUAUCAUUGAUAAGUAUCUCAGGUAGGUCGCAUUGGAAGGAAGAUGACUGUUUUUAUCUACGAGAGUGUUGUGAUUUCCGUAUGAGUAUAUGUUAUUCACAAUGACUACCUAUACUAGAUCAGCUGGUGUCACAUUAAAGCCAAUUGAAGUACCUAAACCUCUGCAAGAUGGAGAAAAAUUCAUCAAAUGGGAUGAGGAUUCAGGCACGGGCUUACCUGUCACCGUACGAGUGGAUCCAAAUGGGUUCUUUCUCUAUUGGACGGACCAAAAUAUGGAAGUUGAAAUGCUGGACAUUGCAACAAUCCGAGAUGUCCGAACUGGUGGUUAUGCUAAGCUGCCUAAGGAUCCAAAGAUAAGAAACGUGGUACUGAUCGGCUCUCAAGGCUCUCUCGAAGAAAAAACCGUGACAGUCUGCCACGGCGCUGAUUUCGUGAAUAUUACAUUCGUGAACUUCUGUUGCACUAGGAAGGAAAUAGCACAGUUGUGGACAGAAGAGCUGUUCAACUUAGCGUACAAUCUGAACCAGUUCAACAAUCCAACUAUCAAGUUCUUGGAGAAACUUCACACGAAGAUCGUCUUGAAGGCAGAUAAGUCCGGGAAGAUAUUAGUUAAGAACAUCGUGAAGCUGUUCGCGCAAAAUAAAGAAGACAAGAAGAGAGUGGAGAAAGCGUUAAGCGAGUCCGGUCUACCUACGGGAAAGACGGACACCAUCUGCCAAUCUAAGUUCCAAUUUGAAGACUUCUUUGGUUUCUAUAAGAGUCUCACCCAGCGCACCGAAGUACUGAAUAUAUUUAACAAACUUACGGACGGGAAACCUCACCUAUCAGCUACGCAGCUCGUGGACUUCCUCAACGAGGUUCAACGUGAUCCUCGUUUGAAUGAGAUCCUCCACCCUUACGCAGAUAUGCAGAGAGCAAACGACCUCAUCAGGACAUAUGAACAUAAUAAAUACCACCAACAGCGGUCCCAGCUUACUUUUGACGGGUUUUUGAGAUUUCUAAUGUCGGAGGAUAAUCCUAUAGUGGCGCCUAACAAAUUGGACCUCUGUGACGAUAUGGAUCAACCCUUAGCGCAUUACUUCAUAAAUAGCUCACACAAUACCUACUUGACUGGACACCAACUCACUGGGAAGUCCAGCGUUGAGAUCUAUCGACAAUGCCUAUUGGCUGGAUGCAGGUGUGUAGAGCUGGACUUCUGGAAUGGUCGACUAGACGAGCCCGUUAUCUACCACGGCUACACAAUAGUGCCACAGAUCAACGCUCGUGAUGUGCUAGAAGCGAUCGCCGAAAGUGCCUUCAAGACCUCCGAUUAUCCAGUGAUACUGAGCUUCGAGAACCAUUGCAGCCCGCGACAGCAGACGAAGAUAGCAAACUAUUGCAAAGAUAUAUUUGGAGAUAUGCUGCUGGAUAAGCCCUUGGAUUCACAUCAACUUGAGCCCGGGGGAGAGCUCCCACCGCCGUCGAUGCUUAAGAAUAAAAUAAUAAUAAAGAACAAGAAAAAACAUCAUCAUCACCACAAAAAGGAAGAGAUUGUUGUAGUGGUUGAAGAAAGCGAACAGCAAGUGCCCCAGGGUAAUGGAGAAGUGGCGCAUGGAUCGCUAAUUCGACAGGGCUCAAAGGAAUCCAGUGAGACCUCGGAGUCGGAAAGUUCUAGUGAGGAGGAAGCGGGUGGCACAGGAGAAGUGGAGGGGAGUUCAGAGGAAUCGAGAAGAGAGAGUCAUGCUGUGGCAGAAAUUUCUGCUCUUGUCAACUAUGUACAGCCUGUGCAUUUUAGCUCGUUUGAGAAUGCUGAAAAGAAAAAUCGUUUCUACGAGAUGUCAUCGUUCGAUGAGAAACAAGCGACAACGCUACUAAAGGAGCGACCAGUCGAAUUCGUUAAUUAUAAUAAACACCAGUUAUCCAGAGUAUAUCCCGCGGGAACUAGGAUUGUUUCUUCGAAUUUUAUGCCGCAGGUGUUCUGGAACGCAGGAUGUCAAUUAGUGGCUUUGAACUACCAGACAUUAGACCUGGCGAUGCAGCUCAAUCUCGGAAUCUUUGAAUACAAUAAGCGUUGUGGUUACUUGUUAAAACCCGAAUUCAUGCGACGAAAGGAUAGACGUCUUGAUCCGUUCGCAGAAAGUACGGUAGACGGGAUUAUAGCUGGUUCAUUGUCUGUGAGCGUUGUUUCGGGCCAGUUACUGACGGAUAAGCGUUGUGGGACCUACGUAGAAGUGGAUAUGUUCGGAUUACCCGCGGACACGGUCCGUAAGAAGUUCCGUACACGAGUUGUACCUAAUAAUGGCAUCAAUCCAGUAUAUGGUGAUGAACCGUUCGUCUUCAAGAAGGUGGUGUUGCCAGAACUAGCGAUGCUGCGUAUAUCAGCCCACGAGGAAAGUGGUCGGUUGCUCGGCCACCGAGUGUUGCCGGUUCCCGAAUUAUGUCCCGGAUAUAGGCACGUUGGCCUUAGAACGGAGCUAGGACAGCCCACGGGAGCCGCAUUACUUCUGCACGUACAAGUCAAGGACUAUGUACCAGAUCGGUUGUCAGAGUUGGCAGAAGCGUUGGCGAACCCAAUCAAGUACCAAAGUGACAUGGAGAAGAGGGCUCAUCAGCUGUCAGUACUGACAGAAGACACAGAUUCAGAGGAAGCACCGCUUGAUGCAGUUAAGAGACCUGUAUCUGGUGUAUCUGUACCUAGACCAGAGAGCGGGACCGACGUCAGUCCAAAGAAACCAGUUGAAUCAAAGGCAAAUGAUUCCGAUACUCAACCAAACGAAAACGAGAAAUCAACAGAAAAGGACGAGCCACAAAACAAAUGGAAUGGCAGCAGUACAGAGGCGAAUAUUGAAGAUACACUAAAGAACUUGCUUGAGAGCAAAGCGGUCCGUGAGAAGAGAGCUGAACUUGGACGAAAAUUGGAUGCAUUAAGAAAGAAACAGACUAGAGGAAAACCCGGUGCCACCAAAUUUUUCACUAAGAGAAUAUCCAUUAAGAACUUGAGCGAACAGAGUUUAACAACUGAAGAAGGUAGUACAAUGGAAGGACUGGGCGGCGGCGCGUGCGCAGGUGGCGCUGAAAUAGAACGUAGUAUGAGGUUGCAGUACCACAAUACGAUAUUUGCUACACUUGAGAAGAUGCUGAGGAACGAACACCUUCAACAGAUGAAGGAUCUUACUGAAAGACUUGAAUCAAAGAAGAAAGAGGUAUUAAAUCGCCUGGCGACCUCUCGGAAGGAGGACGUGAAGGCUCUCGCCAAAGCCAAUCGGGACAAAGACGAAAUACUCAGACGGAAAAGAGAAAUACAUUCAGAGUCCGUGAAGCGGGGUGUAGCGGAAUGUUCCAAGCUGGAGAGUGAACACGCCAGACUUCGUGAACAGCUGGUGCAUCAUCACGACAAACUGCGUACUGCUCUACAGAGACACCGAGAACAGGAGUUACUGGAGUUGGAACGACUGUGCGGCAGCGCGCCUGAAGGCUAAGUCGGAAGUCUAACAAUUCUUUUGGCGUUUUGGCGUCCUGGCUUUUGACUAUUAGCGCCCCGGAUUUACGCCUAGACGUACGGGGCCCCGGCGCUUGUGAGGCCCUCAAGACUUAUGUAGCGUUCUCUGAGUGAUCUGAUUAUUCUCCAAGUAUUGGAAUCUUAGCUUUGCCAGUGGGGCUCUAUUCAAGUCGGUUCUGGUAGUUGGGUCCCAUUGUCUUGGCGUGCGAGUGUUGUUUCGUUUAGUAAUCUGUGAUAUUAAAUCCUAAGUAGGGAUGCGUCGUUCGUAUCGAGUUUAACACGCUUUAUAUUUUUUGUCCUGUUUCAUAAUGAAACGUCGUAGAUGACUAAUAUCGCACAAUAGAACACAGAGGUCUUAGUUUUUAAGUCAUUGAUGUGUUGUGGCUUAACUCAAUAUUCGAUACGAUCUCUAUUGUUAUUAGAAUGGUAAAUUUGGUAUUAAUAUUUUUCUGGAACGCAAGCAUUUUAAAUAAUUUAGCAUACUUACAUAAGUAUGAAGUGUAUGACUAUGUGAAGCCUAUAUAUAAAAAAAGGUUAUCACGUGGUUAUGCACGACAUGAUCGCACAAUUUUUGGAUUUUUUUUAAUGGUUGGUUUUAACAAAAUACAAAUUAUUUUAGUUCUUUAAAAUGUUUUAUAUUAAAUUUAAAAAAUCAAGAAUAGUUUAUUAUAUUUAAAAUCAAACAUUCUCAUGUAUGGUAAAUUAGAAUGUAUGAAUUGACUCCUUGGUUCUAUUUAUAAUUUUAUAAUUGCAAUUUUUUGUAUAGAAAAUUAAUAUAAAACAAGACUUCUAUAGAAAAAUUUUCUACUCGUACAAUUUUUUUUAUAUGGAAUCGCGCGUCAUAACAAUAACAUUCCAAUAUUUGUUCUUAAUCUGGCAUUAAUAAGUAUUAGGUCUUCUUUUUCUUCAAUUUCACUGCCUUGGAGUAGAUUUUUAAUCAAAAUAUGUACAUUAUCAAGUAAACAUGCAUAAUAAACUACUAUUUUCCUUAUCUAUAGAUAAUUUACUUUAUAUUUUCAGAAAUCUUGGUAUUAUAAACUUUAAAAAAAAGUAUAUUUCUAAUAAAUGAGUGUGAAGUGCCAUUCUAUCGCCUUUCUGAUAACAUUAUGAACUGACUAACUGUAAAACUUAUUUUCAAUAAUGUAUUUUUCUGAGACUUCUUUAGAUACCUUUACUAUAGAAUUCACGAUUGAAACAGGGAUUCUAAUCCUAUAAAUCUUAUCUUAGAGUGUAUUAAUAUAUAAUAUACAAUAUGUAAUGAAAACCUUGUGAACAUAUUUUAAAAUAAAACACUACUUGUAACUCCAAUAAAAAUUUACAAUUGACGAAUAAAAAUAUAUCGUAUAAAUUGCAGAACAAUGACCCUAAGUUCGAAUUGCGGCGUAGAGAUUUCCAUUUCUAAAGCAUCAUUCGAUUGAGCUAGUGUUUUUGUUACAUAUUGUAAUCAAUUGGUCCUCUUCGCGUAUUUAUGUUGGAAUAUUACACUAACUUACCUCUAUUUUGAAAACGCCACUUUUGUAGAGGUGUAAUAUAAGCAUGUUAUAAAUUUAGUAUUAAAAGUUAAAAGUAGUUUGUGAAUUGCAUCCUAUUCUUGCCUUAAACGAUAUUGGUAAGCGUAAAGUUAACAUGUUGUCUCUUUUUAGCUAUAAUGUCGCUAAUAUAAUGUCUUGAAAAUAAAAUUAGCCAGUUACGUUGUCGAGGUGGGAAUCCUAAUUAAACCUUAGCAUUUGCGCUUCAAUCUAGAAAACUACAAAGGCCUAUACAUAAAAAUGUAGAUUUCUUCCGUUAAUUAGCAACAAGUAGUAUUAUUAUUAUUAAAUUUCGUUUUCAAUAGGGUUCCAAAAUGAAAUCGAUUUACGAGAUUCACUUAUUGUUGCUUAGAAUAUAAUGUAGGUUUUGCGGGAUUGUUGACUUUUAAAUCCUAUUUUCCAGUGUUAAAAUAAACUUAAUUUCUAUUAACGUAUUUAACACCAAUAUAUUCAUAUAACGUAUAAACGUUUUUCCAUGCUUUCUUUAUAUUGCCUUGUAAGUGUAGUUGUAGAUAGCAAAUGUUUUGCUUGUUGCUCGGCUUUGGCAAUCACCUUCUUAUGAACUAUGUUAAGUAAUUUAAGGGUUGUGAAUAAUAGUUAGUAUCGUGUAAUGUUUUCUGAAAGAAUUCCUUCGGUAUAAGUGGAAUAAGCCGUCUAGCUACAUAUAUACUCUAACAUUUAAAACAGUUUUUGGAGAAAUUAUAAACUUUUGUUUUAUACGUAGUUUUACAAUUUUCUGUCCGUCAUUGUGCGAUAUUAUUUGGUGAUUAGAAUGUUAUUUUUCUUUGGGAAAAACAUUACUAAUAUAAAUUAUAUUGAGAUAUGGGAUGUGGGCUUAAUUAUAAUUGCGGUUAAGAUUUACAUGUCUUUUUAAAUAUUAUUAUAACAUUAUUUUUUAAUGUAAACAUAACUAACAUAACAUUUAGAGAGUUGUUAUUUUACUAUACAUUUGUAUGUAAAGUUUUAGUAUUCAGUUUUUGAUUAGAUCUGAUAACAAAAUAACUUAGGGCUGUAUCGUAUCUUAAAUUACAAUCUAGUCUAAAUUCACCGCUCAAGGUUUACUACAAUCUUUGAGAUCCGAAAUAUUAAUGAAUUCGCGUUUCGGUUUUAUCACAUAUUUGGGUACCAACUCGCGAUUGUGUUUAAAAGAAAUAUUAAGGUUGAGAUUUUUAGAGCGCCACAUACUUCUCUCAGGCUUCGCUUACGCCAAACAUGUGAGUUCUUGCUCAGUGUUAUCUAAAGAUUCGCUUAUAGUCCAGGGGACUAAGGAUUCACCGAGUGAAUACUAAGAAAAUUCUUAGGCAAGGUCUUACAACGUUUCUGUUUCAUUUCUUAAAGAGAAACAAGACCAAGAUGUAACAUUAUGUUUGUAAUUUAUACGUUCGUUAUCGAACACAUAUUAAACCACGUUCAGUUUCGCGGUAAUUUGUAGGGAAAGGCCAAAUUAGCCUCUAAGAAGCUUGUGUAGCAAGGCCAGACGGUACUUCCGGGCCACCGCUUGCAACUAUACGUAUACAUUGCUAAUUGGCCCCACGUGGAGUAUUGUUCUCACCUCUGGGCGGGGGCUCCCCAGGGACUCUAUAGCUAUUAAUAUAUAUAGCGACAGCGAUCCAGAUGUUUGUUGAAUGAUGAAAUUAAGUUUUAUGAAUAUAGGUGUCACAACCUUGGGAUCGUACGAUACAAAAUCUCAAAAUAUAGUGUUGGAAUCGAUUUGCUAUUGGAAGUUCUAGGUUAGGUUCGCCUAUCAACUCGCAUCUAAGAUAAAAGGUAGUCAAUGUUCGCGGUCUUCGAUUAUUUCACGUUUAUAUUGCACAAUUGGGCCUAAAAAUGGCAUUAUUAAAGAAAUUGCACAAAUUUAUUAAAAAUUGUUAUUUGCUGAUAGUUUUACAUUGACAGUAUAAUGUAGAAAUGAUAAGAUGAUAUUUUGUAUUUGUUGCAAACAAUAUAUUACUAUGUUAAUAAAACUAAACAAGUACGAAAGAUAGGUAAAAAGAUAAUGUUACUGGCAUAAAACCUUUUAAUAAUCCAGAGUUACGAAAAUUUUCCCAUUUUUAUUUUCAUGUAAUGUUUAAUAUGAAGGGGGAUAUUUACAGAGAAAUUUAAAAAUACUUUUAGUUUUCGUGGAGAUAUUAGUCAUUGUCACUUUGAAAAUAAAGUGGCAGAAUUGCGUGGUAGUCACUCGUUUAUAGUAGGUUUAUAAAUGAUAUCGUGUAUAUUAAAUAAUAAAGAUCACAAUGUUUCAUAGUACAUUCUUUCUAGCAUUUUUAUUCUUCCUGUACGCACUAAAAAUGCCAGUCAAUGGAAUUUUAGACCAAGAGUCUAUAUAUAUUUUGUCUUAUAAACUAUGGUUUGACCGUAGACUGCCUUCAUGUACUUACUGUUAAGUCUAGGCGGCUCUCAUUCACUGAAGUUCUAGUCAUUUAUGUUUGUGUCUGAGAUGCAUGCAUGUGGGUAGACAAUAUGUUAAUCAUUAUGGAUGUUAUCAUGUAAUAGGUGAA